This is a messenger RNA of Calypte anna (Anna's hummingbird), 7727 nucleotides long. It is a transcript of the gene SIX4, whose product is annotated as SIX homeobox 4. Gene Ontology annotation, cellular component: nucleus; transcription regulator complex. NCBI's taxonomy places the organism in Eukaryota, Metazoa, Chordata, Aves, Apodiformes, Trochilidae. The coding region runs from base 269 to 2620 and encodes 783 amino acids. Gene Ontology annotation, biological process: regulation of transcription by RNA polymerase II. Gene Ontology annotation, molecular function: DNA-binding transcription factor activity, RNA polymerase II-specific; RNA polymerase II cis-regulatory region sequence-specific DNA binding. The record is from RefSeq and is a predicted model, not a curated record. The transcript is spliced from 3 exons.
GAGAGGAGCCCGUUUACACUACUUUGCUAUAGCAGCUAUCUUUAAUGGUUAUUGCGUGGCCGGGAGGAAACCUGAUCGGCUAGAGCCGGCCGAGAGCAGGAGGAGGAGGAGGAGUGGACUGUACAGAGAGAUUACGAAGGGGGGAGAGGAGGAGGAGGAGAAGAAGAAGAAGAAGAAGAAGGGGACGGGGGGAAGGAAAAAACAAAAAAAAUAUAAGAAGAAGAAGAAAAAAAAAAAGGAAAAAAAAAAAAGGAAAACAAACCGAAACAUGUCUUCUGCCUCCCCCACGGACGAGAUCACGGGCGCAGUGGAGAUCAAGCAGGAAAAUGUGAUGGAAAUCCUCUCUGAAGCCAGCAAGGUGCCCCCCGACGGGACUGCGGCGGGAGCCCUGAACCCCGCGCCGCCGCCCCCUCCCGCCGCGGCCCCGUUCCCCAUGGAGCAUGCAGGCACCGCCGCCGCCGGGGAGGAGGGAACGGCGGACCAGGUACUGCUCCACACGGAACUCCUGGCUAGGAAUCACCAUGCUGCCUCCUCUCCCUCCUCCUCCUCUUCUUCUUCUUCUUCCUCCUCCUCCUCACAGACCCCUCUGGCUUUUUCCCCGGACCACGUCGCCUGUGUAUGCGAGGCGCUGCAGCAAGGUGGGAACCUGGACCGCCUGGCCAGGUUCCUAUGGUCUUUGCCCCCGAGCGAUCUGCUACGUGGCAACGAGAGCCUGAUGAAAGCCCGGGCGCUGGUGGCUUUCCACCAGGGCAUCUACGCCGAGCUCUAUAGCAUCCUGGAGAGCCACAACUUCGACUCCUCCAACCACCCGCUCCUGCAGGAGCUCUGGUACAAAGCUCGCUACACCGAGGCGGAGCGAGCCCGGGGCAGACCCCUGGGGGCGGUGGACAAGUACAGGCUGCGGAGGAAAUACCCUCUGCCCAGGACGAUCUGGGACGGCGAGGAGACGGUUUACUGCUUCAAGGAGAAGUCCCGCAACGCGCUGAAGGAGCUCUACAAGCAGAACCGAUACCCCUCGCCGGUGGCGAAGCGCAACUUGGCCAAGAUCACCGGACUCUCCCUCACCCAGGUCAGCAACUGGUUCAAGAACCGCAGGCAGCGGGACCGCAACCCUUCCGAGACCCAGUCCAAAAGCGAGUCAGACGGCAACCCUAGCACAGAAGAUGAAUCCAGUAAGGGGCAGGAGGAUUUAUCUCCCCAUCCACUCCCCACCUCAUCUGAUGGCGUUACCAGCCUCAACCUUCCCGGCCAGAUGGAGCCCGUCUACAUGCAGCAGCUUGGAAACACUAAAAUAGCCUUGAGCUCAUCUGGUGUCUUGUUGAAUGGAAACCUCGUGCCUGCCAGUACCUCUCCUGUCUUUCUCAAUGGUAGCUCUUUUCUUCAGGGACCCAACGGUGUCAUUCUCAAUGGACUCAGCGUGGGGGCUUCGCAGACAGUUACCUUAAACUCGCCCAAAACCACGUCGAGUGUUGUAAGCAACGGGGUGUCCAUUACUGACAUACUGUCAUCUUCAUCAGAAGAUGUUAAGGACUUCAAACUCCUUCAGGCUUCAGUCCCCAAUGCCACAGCAGCCACCUUCAGCCCCAGCAACAUCCCGGUCUCCUUCCCGGGAUUAAUACCGAGCUCAGAAGUGAAAAGGGAAAGCGUACAAACUGCUGCUUCCCAAGAUGGAGGCUCUGUAGUUACUUUUACUGCUCCUGUCCAAAUAAACCAGUAUGGCAUUGUCCAGAUACCAAAUUCAGGAACAAAUGGCCAGCUGCUGAAUGGAAGCAUCGGUUUUUCUUCUCUGCAGCUGCCUCCUGUUUCUGUGGCAGCCUCACAAGGUAAUGUUUCAGUCAAUCCCAGUACAUCUGACGGAGGAACAUUUACAACUGAAUCUUCAACAGUGCAGCAAGGAAAGGUUUUCUUCAGCCCUCUUGCUCCAAGUGCAGUUGUUUAUACAGUUCCCAAUUCAGGCCAGGCAGUAGGCUCUGUCAAGCAGGAAGGACUGGAAAGAAGCCUUGUGUUUUCUCAGUUGAUGCCAGUCAGUCAGAACACGCAACUAAACGUAAACAUGUCUUCUGAAAAUCUAUCCAGUGGAGGACUCCAGUCCCUGGCCUCCUCAUUAGUGAAUGUAACACCCUCGCAUAAUUUUUCCCUCACACCACCAACUCUUCUAAAUGCUGCAGAACUGAACUCUGGUAUCUCAGAGAGCCAGUCCAUGUCAUCACCCGUGACCGGUACCUCUACCGUGAUAUCAAUCAGCAACGCUAACUAUGCAACCCUUCAGAACUGUUCCCUCAUUACCAGUCAAGACCUGUUGUCCAUUUCUACUGCACAACCCGUGCUUGGAGAAAUAGUUUCUACAAGUGGAGACCGUGUCAGCCACCCCUCUGCACAAGUACAUCAAGAUUUUGUCAGAGAACACAGGUUAGUUCUGCAAGCCGUACCUGAUGUCAAAGAGAAUUUCUUACCUGAUUCUGAGAAUAAGGCAACUGGUAAUUUAAUGAUGCUGGAUUCAAAAUCUAAGUAUGUUAUGAGUAACAUGGUUGACACAGUUUGUGAAGAACUGGAAACGGACAAAAAAGAACUUGCCAAACUGCAGACAGUUCAGAUGGAUGAAGAUAUGCAAGACUUGUAACUUUUUUCUUUCUCGCUUUCUGUUUUAAUAGAUAAGUCUCCUGUUGAGGCCCUAACAAGCACCAAGUGUUUUGGUUUUUUUUUUUUUCCUCUUUGUUGUUUGGUGUUUUGUUUUGGGUUUGCUUUUUUUUCCAUUUAAAGAAAACAAGAACAUUUAAAUGGUCUGAAUCAGUGUACAGAGGAAUCUCCUGCAGUGGAAUUAUGUUGCCACGCUUGGUUUGCAUGCAGUGUUCUCUUUUAAGCAGAUUAAAGGAGAAACGAAACACCAGGGCAAGUACCAAGGGAAGGGUACAGGUUUGGCUAAGAGAUACUACCCUUACAACUUAACAAGACUCUCCAUAGUGCAACAUACUCUCAACAGUAAGUAUACACUCCUAACCUUAGAUAGAAAACAAAAAUCUCGCUCUGAAAAGGUAGAAACAAUGCAGUUAUUUUUGCUGUUUACUUCUAGUCCGUGGGCAUUGAGAAAUUUUUAAGGAACUUUAGACGAUACCUCACCGGCUACAUUUGUGUUGUUUGAGGUUAAGAAACGAAGCAAAAUCAUAAAUACUAUUGUUACUGGUGUGUUUGCUUUUUUUCCCAGCAGACUUGCAUUCAAACCAAAAAUCUUGCACCUACAGGUUUCUAAAUGCUACAGCUAGCGUUUUGUUAAUGCACCAGAAAAAGCAUCAUUUGAAACUAAUUAUGCAACUCAGAAGCUUUCUCUCCAGUAUGAAUGUAAAUAUUGUUUCAGUUCUUAUAAGGAGACUUUUUUUUUUUAAUUAGUACAACGGAUUUUAUUUAUGGUGUAUGUUCCCUUUCACUUUAGACGCAAUGCAUUGAAAAGGAAAACGUUUUCUGGCUGUUUAAUUUAUUUUUAUUGUUUGAGCAGGAAGUAAACGUAGUUGUUUCUGACAAGGUUUUACUUUUUUUUUUUUUUUUUUUUUUUUUUUUUUUUUUUUUUUUUAAGUUUUCCAAGCGAUAGACUGUAAAAGUAAAAUGUUAAUCACACUGAAACUAGAAAAUGAACUCCCAGUCUCACAAACCCAGGAGGUCCCUGUCUCUACCCUGUUUGUCGUUGUGUUCAGGGGCUUUUCGUUUGUUUUGUUAGUAAUUUGCGAAUUAGUUGAACAUUUUUUGUGUAUUUUUUACAGAAUUCCACGUGCCUUUCUUCCUAGCGGCCUUAUCUUUGUUACUAAAGCACAGUGGCAGAAGGAAUGAAAACACUGAUUUGCAAAUAUCCGUCCUCAGGGCCAAAUCCUGAUGCUUUACUUCUGCAAGUAGACCCGCUGGCUUCAGCGUCCCUAUUUGCAUGAGGAAGAAGAGUUUUAAGUCUUUCAGUCAUUAUGGGUGACAUUUACUAGCAGUGCAGAGAGCCAAAGACAGGUCCUUCUGCACCAAAUCAGCAGGGCAGGAGGAGUCCAGAGAGAGACCAUGGGCAGAGCCAUAGUGCUGAGGGAAAGGUCUUGGCUCCAGCUGCGGGCAGAUGAGCAGGAAAGGUGGGAUAGGCAGACCAGGGAUGGGAGCCCAAUGUUUACACAGACCCAUUGGCCAAAUAGCCUGUGUUGGAGGGCUUCAGCUGCUCUUCAAGCAAGCAGGCCCCCAUCCAGGAGUGCACUUACAUGUGUAUUUAUGUAUCCCUCCAAAAUAAGCAGCGUGGGGACUGAUGGGGGAACCUGCAACUGCCUGAGGAGCUCGUGGGAACAGCCGUGGUCUCUGCCUGGCCAGGGAUGGGUCUCCUUUCCCUUUGCCCCUUUGUGCUGUGCUAGGGACAGCAGAAUCAGGCAAGCUCUGGGCAGGUGGUACAGAUCUUACCUUUCCUCCAGAGAAGUUUUUGUAGCAUGGAAAAGCACAUCCUUAAGCUUUAAAAUAAUAAGCAAAUGUUUUUAAAAAAAUGACAUGCUGUUAAUCUUUGUGGUUUUGUUAUUUUUUUUGUUCUAAUGUGAAUAUAUACAGUAACUAAAGCAUGUAUUCAUCCUCAUCAGGGGUCUGGUCUGAAGCCUUUGGAAGGCAAUGAGAAAUGUUUUCAUAAGCUUUUGUGGGCUCUGAAUUAGGCUCAGGACAAAACAAGAUCACUUGUAAAGGCCAAAAAAAAAAAAAAGAGAGAGAGAAAGGAAAGAGAAUAGAGAUAGCACAUCCCAAUCUGUUUCUGUCUUGGUUGUUAACUGGUUCUGUGGAAAGCCUUUGAGGAAUGAAGGUUUCUCCUGCGUGCUGCGAGCAUGGCGCAGGCAUCCUCACUGUUGUUUUGCACUAUAUUGAGUACAGCAUGUUUUGCAAGGUAUUCUGUGGAACCUUGAAGCUGAGCACUGUCAAUAAGCACUGGAGCCUCUGCUGUGAGCCAGAGUCUUUGGGGCUGCAGGGAAAAGUGCAGGGAAAGGGAGGAGUGUGCAAGAUGUGCCCAUUGCAGCUGCACUGAGUCACUGAUGCUCUGUGAAGAGAAGCAGCCCAUUAGCAGUUGGCUGUCCUCAAGUGCUCCUGAGCAAAAAGGGUGUUUAAGGCAAGCUCUUUAAAUUGGAGAUUAUCACAAGCAGGACAUGGAGCUAUACAUCCCCCUGGCACAACUUCCCUUGACAUUCAGGGGAUCUCCAUGUGAGCAGGGAAUUGGAUAGUCUAGAGCUCCUCUCUGCUCUGCUUGUUGAUCUGUGUGCUGGGCUCCAGAAUGAGCAAUCUGCUUCCCACCUCUUCUUUUCCCCCAUCCAAGGUAAUGAUGAGAGUAACAGUAGGUGUAUCUGCUUUCCAUUAAUUUGUUCAUUUGGAAAAUUAGAAGGACCCUGUAUCAUUGUCAUAUUAAUGGAGAACGUGUCCACAGCUCUGAAGGAGUUGCUUGGAGCUGAACAUUAUGUCUGUGAAACUCAAACUAAAUUUGGAGGCAAGCUGGAGAGUAUUUCAGAGCACUCUGUGCAUUGUUGACAGGAUCAUGUCUUGUAACUGAAAAGGCUGUGGUUGAAUUUUUCCUCUUUUGCAUUCGUUGUGUUACUGAGGCUCUGAAUUCCAUGAAUUUGCAGCACAGUUGAUGUGAAAACUGUGUGUGGUGUUACCGUGGCACGGAUCUUGGAGUGUCUGGUACUUCUGUUCAGAGAUUUCCCACUCUUCAGUGGGAGCAGAGGUUGUACAUAAAAGCAGUGGUUUGGAACAAAAUAAGAUUAAUCUAUUCUAGUCUUCCAGAUAUCAAGUAACUUAUUUUAUUAUUAUGUUUUACUCUUUCUUUCUCCCGUUGAAAAUGUGUCAUUCCCUCCAGAUAAUGUAGUUAAUAACCUCAUGUCUUCUGCAGGUACAUAUGCACAAUAUAAAGACUCAUUGCACGGUACAGUGUUUUUAAAAUAGAUAUUUAAAUAGUAGUUUUACUCCUACUGUAAAAUAAGGGUCAGGUUUUAUUAUGUGGCCCUCAAGCAAGCAGGCUAACUGCUCUAAAUAAACAGUACACAAGGUCCCAAAAGGUGUCUGGGGACAGAUCUUUGGCUGCUGUAAAUAAGGCAUUGCUCCACUGAUUCCCAAACAGAGGAUUUUACAUGGUGUUUAGGGGAUAUGGAUGCUCAUGCCCUACACACUUGAAUGGCAGUGAGUGUCCAAGCCCCCCAGACAGUCCUGAUUAUCACAUUCUGUUGUUUAAAUGGAAGGUAUGUCUAUCUGGCAUAUAUGUUCUUUCUCUUCCCUCUCUCUGUUAGAGAUGAAAAUAAAGGAUCAUUUCAACUUCACAUAUGCUUGUAACUUGUAAGUCCACUGGAAAUCUUACAGGAAACAUUGCCAAAUUCUACUCUGUUUCUGGUCCCAGACUUAGCUUUGAAAAAUAUGCUUGAAGUUGAAGAAAAUUCCUCCAAAGCAUGAUCUUAAAAAACGCUUUGUUCUUUACUACUUUUAAUUAAAGCUGCCUCUGGUUUACUCAGAGUUUUUCAGAAAACCAGAACUAUGUUAAAUUGAAUGUUCUGUCUGGGCUAUUCACAGCAUUAUUCCUGUGGUCUUACCUAAAAGGACAUUUCAGCCACAUGGACAUCUAUUGGCCAGGUCCUCGGCUGGGUUGAAUUACCACAGUUCUAUUGACUUUUAUGUCCUUUCCCAACCAGCCGAGAAUAUGGUCCAUUCAUUUCACUGGGGUUGGAUCAGGGACAGAUUUGGCCCAGUAGACAGUGGCAGUAUGAACCACUCCACAUAGCUGACACAGUUAAAACUGAAUGGUCACAGCUGAUUGAAGCAUAUACCUCUUUCCAUUUACUGCUUUACCCUGCCUGCGAAUUCAGGAAGAUGCAUUCAGAAAGCUGCUUCAGCCAGAAGUAAGGCUGGAACCACCUUUAUUGCUAUUACUAUCAAUCCAAGAUCAGUAAAAAUAUGGGACAGAUUCUGACUUCAAAUCCUGCAAAAUCACCUCGAUAAGUGUUUUCAGUUAAAUUAAGCAGGACAGAAUUUGGGCCCAUGUGCACAGCCCCACAUGUAGAUUCCCAGUGUCUGUGCACUCUCCUUAGGAAGGGCAGAUGAACAAGAGUGUGCAUCCCUUCAGCUGCACAUGAAAUAAAUGUGCAGGACUCCCCAGGGACGUGAACUGCCUAAUGCUUGUGGUCAAAAAGCAUCUCAAAUCAUGAAAAGAAUAGUAAUCUUGUAGCUCUGGAAACAAAAGUAAUGACCUUUUACAAUCAAAGGAGGCCUGAAGUCUUCCUGUAUCUCCUAGCAGUUAUUAUCUUGAAGGAUAUUUUAUACCUUGUAUGUUUCAUAUAAUUUAAAACUAGCUUCUUACAUUUCUGAACUCAAGGAGGGGGUGAAUCUUGUGACUUUCAGGAUUCACAUUCAGAAGAUGUUUGUUCUUUUGCUGCAUGUACUGUUUGUCCAGAACUAACCAGUUAUUUCUGCGAGAUGGGUUUAUUGUGCCUUACAACAGAUAUGAAACUUCAGCAGAAUGUUCAUAUUAGAGGAGGGAAUAAUCAGAAGUCUUUACUGCACUGUUAGAUGAUGCCGCCUCAGAGUGUGUCAUCAAACAUAUCUGUGCUUAAUUACCCAACCAAAGAGAUCUAAAGUAUAUAUGUUUGUUGUACUGUAAUAGGGGUUUGUGCCUGGACAAUUAAGUGUUUUAUUUGUAUUCUGAGAUGAUGUGAACUUAUUUUUCUAAACACUAUACUGAAUAAACUUUAUAUUUAUACACA